GGCCUGGGCAGGCAGUGUCAGGGCCCAGGUGGCAUGGUGAGAGGUGGGGCCUGGCUGAGGGCGUGCUCCUGGGGCCCUUCCCAGAGACGAAGGCUGUGGGGCAGGAAGUCUGGGGGCGGCAGUUGCUCCUGUGACACCGUCGGUGCUUGGCUGCCCCGGCUUCCUUCCAGAAAACCCUGGCCCUGGCUGCUGGCUGUCCCCUGAGCCCGCAGUCCUGUGUGCGGCGUCGGCCCGGGCUGUGACCAGGUCCUGGGACUGGCAGCCCUCAGGCCUCUCUGCCGGCAUCCACAGUGCCUGGCCCAGGGCACGCCUGCGAAUCCCGCGGUGUGAACGCCCGGGCCUGCCCACAGGGGCAGGGACGGAGCACUCGCAGGGAGCCGGCAGGGCAGCUUUCCUGGCCUCUCUGCCCAGCACAGGCCAGGUGCGGGCACGAGCCGGGGAGAGAGAUGGUGGCCCUGCCUGGGGGCACGGCCGGGGCCUGGCCGCAAGCCUCACAGCAGCAGAGACCACGUCCUUUAAACUGCUGGAGUAAAGCCCUCCACGGGACUGACGGGAUGCACGGCCCUCUUACAAAGCCUGGCUGAGCACCACCAUGAGACUGGAGCCCACGGACAUGCUAGGAAACGCCACCACAGCACCGCCCACUGUGCCCUCCGAGCGCUGCAACGCGUCCUAUGAGGACAGCACAGCCAUCCUGGUGACGGUGUACAGCGCGGUGUGCGCGCUGGGCCUGCCGGCCAACUGCCUGACGGCGUGGCUGGCGCUGCUGCAGGUGCGGCGGGGCCACGUGCUGGCUGUCUACCUGCUGUGCCUGGCGCUCUGCGAGCUGCUGUACAUCGGCACGCUGCCGCUCUGGAUCGUCUACGUCAGGAACCAGCACCAGUGGGCCCUGGGCCCGACGGCCUGCCAGGCCACCGCGUACAUCUUCUUCUGCAAUGUCUACGUCAGCAUCCUCUUCCUGUGCUGCAUCUCCUGCGACCGCUACGUGGCGGUGGUGCACGCCCUGGAGAGCCGGGGCCACCGCCGCCAGCGGACCGCCAUCUUCGUGUCCGCGGCCGUGUUCGUCCUCGUCGGCCUGGUUCACUACCCCGUGUUUAGGAUGGACCAGCACGGCACCUGCUUCGAGACCGUGAGCAUCGACCGCACCAUCGCCAGGUACCACUACGCGCGCUUCGCCGUGGGCUUCGCCGCGCCCCUGUCCGUCAUCACCUUCACCAACCUCCGCAUCUUCAGGAGCGUCCAGCGGAGCGUGGGCCUGACCGCCGCCCAGAAGGCCAAGGCGAGGCACCUGGUCAUCGCGGUCGUGGUCAUCUUCCUGGUCUGCUUUGCCCCGUACCACGUGGUGCUCCUCAUUAAAGCCAUCACCUUUUCCUACUUCCGCGCUGCCAUGUGCCCCGUGCAGGCUGGCCUGUCUGAGGCCUCCGCGGUGUUCCUGAGCUUGUCCACGGUCAGUGGCGUGGCUGACCCCAUCAUCUACAUGCUGGCCACGGACCAUUCUCGGCAAGAAGUGUCCAGGAUCCACCAGGGGUGGAAAAAGUGGUCCCUGAAGACAGAUGUCACCAAGCUCACAUGUUCAAAGGACUCGGAGGAGGUGUGGUCACCCAGCUGCGCACUCCCCAGGCCUGUCCACCCGCCAGGGCCACAGUUGGACACAGGGGGCUCGCUGUGCACCCUCGAGAGGCUGGCCGAGACACCCCGGGCUGGCCGAGACACCCUGCUGACCCUGCUGUUCUCAGAAGGAGGUGGGGCGCGGCGUGGCGCAGCAUGGCACCCACCGAGCCCAGCAGCCCCGGUGCCCACGGGGAGAACAUACGACCGGGCUCUUGUUCCUUGA
Messenger RNA from Tupaia belangeri chinensis (Chinese tree shrew), 1834 nucleotides. RefSeq names its product G protein-coupled receptor 132 (gene GPR132). Bases 593 to 1834 code for a protein of 413 amino acids. Lineage: Eukaryota; Metazoa; Chordata; Mammalia; Scandentia; Tupaiidae. Gene Ontology annotation, cellular component: membrane. The transcript has 3 exons. The record is from RefSeq and is a predicted model, not a curated record. Gene Ontology annotation, biological process: negative regulation of G2/M transition of mitotic cell cycle; G protein-coupled receptor signaling pathway; G1/S transition of mitotic cell cycle. Gene Ontology annotation, molecular function: G protein-coupled receptor activity.